This is a messenger RNA of Bombus huntii, 2238 nucleotides long. RefSeq lists its product as uncharacterized. The record is from RefSeq and is a predicted model, not a curated record. The transcript has 5 exons. The coding region runs from base 508 to 1923 and encodes 471 amino acids. NCBI's taxonomy places the organism in Eukaryota, Metazoa, Arthropoda, Insecta, Hymenoptera, Apidae.
GCGUCUAAUAUAACGACACAUUUAUAUAAUGUACAUACAAGUUAUUAAAUAAAAUUAUAUGUAUAUGUACACAUAAAAUUUUAUUAUUGCCUUACGAAAUGGAUUAUUUCAAUUUUUUCUUUUCCUUCAUAUUCCGAUAAGUUUAUCUUUUAUUUCCUAUGUAUUAUCACAGACGAAUAUGUAUUAUUUUGUAUUUUGUAAAAGUUUUAGUUUUUUAGACAACAGGAAUAUACCAUAAAAAACAAAAGCAACUCUUAUUACGAACUUUUAUCCUACCUGCCAAAUUAUAUGACGUCUCGACCAAUUAAUAGUAAAAAUUUUAGUAAUUAAUAAACAAUUAAAUUAAUCGACAUUGAAUAUGUGACAAUUUUUAAUCGCAUCGUAAUGAAUCACGAUUACUAGUCUUACAAAAUACUUGGUAGUAUGAAGAUGUAAAAGGCGCUUUUCAAAAUAUCAACCAAAGUAACAUUUAUUAACAGAAGGAAAUAAAUUAUUCAACAGGAGAAAAUGAGUCGACGGCCUCAGUUAACAAAAACUGAACAACUUCGUCAGGCCAGAACUGCAUCACUUGUAAGAGAUAUCGAACUAAGGGAAGAUGCAGCAUCCAGACACCAAAGAGACUCAUUCAAAGUACGCAGGCGGAUGGUUAGACCUGAGCCAAAAAAAGUAGACUUCAGUAAACCAGGAAUGACUAAAGCAAUGCUAGCUAGAGUAAAACAUGCUCAGAAAUUUAAAGAAGAAUAUGAACGUAAGCAAGAAUCAGUUACAUCAGUUCGAACACCUAAAAGGACACCUGCACCAAUAGGAGGUGAUGCCAGGAUGGGCAGGGAAAGAACACCAGGUAGAAAGACUCAGCGUAUAACACCAGCUACAACUCCUCGAAGAGGAGUCUCACCAUCUAGAAGAGAAUUUGAAACUGUAGCCAGUCGUUUACCUUCUCCCAUAAAAACUCCAAAGACACCAAGAUUACCUGCAAAAGCUCUACCUAGAAAAACUACUGAAUUAGCUAAAAUGAUGAAUGCUGAUAUAAUUCAGGCUGAUCCAAUUGGUGAAGGAAUAAUUAGUAAUAUUGUGAUACCUCCUGGAAUAGUGAGCGAAGAUCGUACUACCAUUGUUAAUAUAUCACAACCACCUGUGGAUCCUGAAUCAAAAAUAGUAUCACAAGUGGCUAAUCGUUCGAUUCAAGUGAUCAGUGAAACUCUUGAUGAACAAGAUGCUGCUGAAUCUGCAGCGGUACAAAAUAGACUAACAGAAUUACAACAAGCUAGAAGAGAUUUUGUUAUUGCAGUUGCAAAUGUUGGUGGAAAUGCUCUUCAUCUUGAAGAUGAAAGUCGUCCCACCACUGUUCUUGAUUCUACUCGUAUAUCCCCUGUACAUCAACCCACUCCACAAAAAAAGAUUAUACGAGUCCCUGAGUUAGAGGACCUUGAAUAUACUAUCGAUCACCCAGAUAUUAUUGCUGCGCGUGAAUAUAUGCAAAAAUUUAAAGCUGACAUGGAAGCAAGAGAAGCAGCUAAAAGAAUGGAAGAAGAAUUUGAAAGAAUGGCAGCAGCAGAACAUAUGUCAGAUGAAUUAGAUUUAGAUAUUCCUUUUGAAGAAGAAAUUUACCAAGAGAGAGAUAUCUCUUGGGAAGAAGAUGAAGGUGGCAUGGCUAUGCCUCGUCCAUCUAGAAUAAAAGCUCAAAUUUCUCCUAUUCCUAGACAACAAAGACCUUAUCAAUAUGAACCCUUUGAGCCAGAACAAUUAGAAAAAUUCUUUGAUGUUCAAACUUAUCCACCUUGCCCACAAUGUGGGCCACCACCAGGUAGGGAACACUUACAUCCUGACUUGUGGGAAUUGGAAGACCCAUGGUACAAAAGACCUCCAGAACCUGAUAUGCCAGACUUAAUAGAGUUUGAAGAAUCUGACCUAAUACGUUUCUAAAGUUUACCAUAUACAAUUUUUUAUAACAAUUUGUUGUAAAAUAUUGAUAUCUAAUAUAAUGUAUAACUAUUACACACAUGUAAAUAAUAAUAAUAGUGAUAAUUAUUUUUUAAUAAUGCAAUGUGUAAUCACCAAAAUUUCAUAUUUAACAAAAGCUGUUAAACAUAAAAUUUUUUAUUAAUUAAAAAAUGAAAGUCAUUCAUAAAUUUAUGUUUGUGUAAUAUUAUUUAUAUAUACAUAAAAUAGGUUUUUAUUGCUUGUAUUUUUCAACUAAAUUUAUGCAAAACCGAUGUUGUAAAUUUAUUGAUAAAUAUA